Messenger RNA from Anoplophora glabripennis (Asian longhorned beetle), 1123 nucleotides. Its product is annotated as retinaldehyde-binding protein 1. The transcript is spliced from 5 exons. Lineage: Eukaryota; Metazoa; Arthropoda; Insecta; Coleoptera; Cerambycidae. The record is from RefSeq and is a predicted model, not a curated record. Gene Ontology annotation, molecular function: phosphatidylinositol bisphosphate binding. Gene Ontology annotation, cellular component: membrane. Bases 154 to 990 code for a protein of 278 amino acids.
UCGAAUACUAUAAGCGUAAACUAUUCACUUCACGAAGCGACACCAAAUUGUUUGCAGCCUUGCUUUUCGAAGCAUAUUAGGCGCGAGUCACGGACAAUAUUGGGACACCGAAAAGGAUCUCUUUCUGUCCUGACCCGAAAACACAUUUGAAAGAUGCCUGGCGAAGAGAUUGAAAAAAGUAUUUGUGAUGAAGAGGAGAGUGUGGCGAAGUUGCGGAAACUUCUGUCAGAAAAUGAAAAAUUGAGUGUGUUAGAGGAAUGUGACGAAGCUUACCUGAAAAGAUACCUCUACAGCACGAACUUUGUAGUUGAGAGAGCAUUUAAGAAAAUGAAAAUGUUCUACGAUCUAUUAGGUGAACACCCACAAUGGUUUACCACCGAUCCACCAACAGAAAAGAAAAACAUUAUAGAACAAGACAUUCGAAUAUUAACUCGUGAACAUGACAAUCAAGGAAGGCCAAUUUAUAUAGUUAAAAUAGGUAAUAUGAACGCUAAUGCCAUGGACCUGGUAGGUGACGUGGUACCAGUGGACGACUUCUUCAUAGAGUAUUUACUGUCAACAGAUCCUGCAUAUCAGCAUGGCAUCUGUGUCAUCAUAGACGUUUCCAAUUUACCGUGGAAUAUACUGAAAUGGUUAACACCAGGUAAUAUUAAAGUAGCCUUACGGAGGAUGCAGACUAUGCCUCUAAAGGAAUACAAAAUCCACGUUGUAAAUAGCUCACGGAUACUAAAUAUUGCUGUAAACAUUAUCUGGCCUUUUCUACCACAGCAGAUCAAAGAUGGGAUACAAUUUCACUUUGACGACUGGGACUCUCUCCAUAAACACGUAAACAAAGAGGUGCUUCCUCCUGAAUUUGGGGGAUACUGCAGCAUGGAUUUCACGAAACUGCGUGAAGAAUUAUACGAGAGAGACGUAGAGAUAGCUAAUAAUUUGAGGAUUAAUAGGCAACCAUAUCUACAUCACAUUGAAAAAAAUAUAUGUAAACAUUAGCGUUAAUUAUAAUUUUUAUUAGUCAGUUGUUAAUUGUGUAGGCAUAUGUGUUAAUAGUCAUACCAAAUAUUAAUUUAAGCUUUUCUUAGUUCUGAACUAAGAUAAAUGUUUAUUGAAGAUGCUAAUAAUUGUG